CGCGCUCGGCGCUAGGGGGGUGCAGGCCGCGGAGCGCUCAGUUUGCAGCUCCGGGAGGCUAUGGGGCGUGCGGUUGCGGCGCGGGUGGGCUCGCUGUUCCGGCUGGGGCUGCUGCUAGGCGGCCUGGGCAGCUUGGCGAGCGCUGAGCCUCGGGCCCCUCCGGACCGAAUUGCAAUCAUCGGCGCUGGAAUUGGUGGCACUUCAUCAGCCUACUAUCUUCGGAAGAAAUUUGGGAAUGAUGUGAAGAUUGAUGUGUUUGAAAGAGAAGAGGUGGGGGGCCGUCUGGCCACCUUAAAGGUGCAAGGUCAUGAGUAUGAGGUCGGAGGUUCUGUCAUCCACCCUCUGAAUCUGCACAUGAAGCGGUUUGUCAAAGAGCUGGGUCUUUCCACUGUUCCAGUUUCAGGUGGCUUGAUGGGAGUAUACAAUGGAAAGACUCUGGUGUUUGAGGAGAGCAGCUGGUUUAUAAUCAACAUGAUUAAACUGGUGUGGCGCUAUGGAUUUCAGUCCCUGAGAAUGCACAUGUGGGUAGAAGACCUGCUAGACAAGUUCAUGAGGGUCUACCGCUACCAGUCCCAUGACUAUGCCUUCAGCAGUGUAGAGAAGCUAAUGCACGCCAUUGGAGGGGACGACUACGUUGGGCUGCUUAACCACACACUCCGUGAAAGCCUGCAGAGAGCAGGCUUCUCUGAAACGUUCCUCAACGAAAUGGUUGCUCCUAUCAUGAGGGUCAAUUUUGGCCAAAGCAUGGACCUCAACGCCUUUGUGGGGGCGGUGUCAUUGACAGCUGCCGAUUCCAACCUUUGGGCUGUGGAAGGUGGUAAUAAAGUAGUUUGCUCAGGGCUCCUUCAGGCUGCCAACAGCAAUCUUAUAUUUGGCUCAGUAAUGUCCAUAGAGGAGAAAACAAGGACCAAGCAGACAGGAAACCCCACAAAGAUGUAUGAAGUGACCUAUAAAACAGGAUCUGAGACCCAUUCGGACUUCUAUGACAUCGUCCUUGUGGCUACUCCACUGAAUCAGAGAAUGUCCGGCAUAACUUUCCUUAACUUUGACUCGCCCAUCGAGGAAUUCCAGGAACCAUACCAACACCUGGUGACCACGCUUGUGAAAGGAGAACUGAAUGCCACUCUCUUCAGCUCCAGAUCCCAGGAUCAGUUUGGCCUCUCUGUGAUUCUAGUUACUGAUAACUCAGAUAUGUUUAUUAACAGCUUAUCGAUUGUGUCCCCCGUAAAAGAAAAGGAGAGGCCUGCCCUGGCGGGAGGUGGAACGCACGUGUGGAAGACCUUCUCCAGGGACGUUCUUACCAAAGAGCAGAUCUCAAAGCUCUUUCUGUCGUACGAUUAUGCUGUUCGGAAGACGUGGCUGUCAUAUCCGCACUACCAGCCCCCGCAGAAGUGCCCGUCCAUCAUCCUCCACGACCGGCUCUAUUACCUCAAUGGCAUCGAGUUCGCGGCCAGCUGCAUGGAGAUGAGCGCCAUCGCUGGCUACAAUGCUGCGCUCCUUGCCUACCACCGCUGGAACGGGAAUGCAGACAUGAUCGACCAGGACGGCCUGUAUGAGAAACUUAAGACAGAGCUGUAACAGAGCACUGGCCCCUCCCACUCCUGGUUCCCAGAGCAUCCCAGUGGCAAAGGACAGAAUCUGAGCAGAGAUGAUUUUGAAUCAUUUAACAGCCAUCCCUGUGGGUCAUGAGGAAACAAACGGUUCUGUAGACAACUUCAUCCUUAGCCAUACCUAGAAUGUUUUCACUCCCUGCACCCUUUUCUCAGGGGAGUGAUGGUGGUGGUGGUGGUGGUACUGGGGAUUGAACCCAAGGCCCUGUGUGCUAGGCAGGCACUCCACCACUGAACUGAGUGAGCUACAACACCUCUUUUUGGUUUUUCUUUUGAACUUGCAGUCAUCUUGCCUCAGCCUUUCCAGUAGUGGAUUACAGGCCUGUGUUGCCAGGCUCGGCUCUUAACUACUUUGGGAAACAUUGGUAGUGUUUCCCAGACUUGCCCGAUCAGAAAAAUUGCCUGAAAUUUGAUAAACAUCUGAUUUGGAUUCAGUAGAGUGGGCAGGGGCCUAACAUUUCAGUUAUAUUAUAGAGCAGUCUUCCUUCAGUCCUUCCCCUCCCUCCCUCUCUCUGUCUUCUUGCCUGUUGCUUUGUUUUGCUUUUGGGAGUUUUUGAAGCUGGGUCUUACUUUGUAUUCCAGGCUGGAAUUCAUUAUGUAACCCUAGGAUAGCUUUGAACUCAAAGGCAUCCUCCUGCCUCAGCCUCCCAAGUUCUGGGACACAGGCAUGAGCCACCACUCCUGGCAGUUUACACCUUUUUGAUGUAAAUGUGCUCCAGCCUAAAGUCAUGACUUUGAGAAUGUGAUUUUUGAUUGCUUCUGUCUUGAUUAUAUUAGGAAGAUUCAGAAGUCUUAAGAGUAUAACCUUAGUAGUUUCUACAGAAAUUUCCUGUAAAAUGGGAACCAGAUACAGGCUAUCAAUUGAAAAAAUUGGUAUUGUAAUACUAGGCCCUCAUGUGAGGAUUGAACCCAGGACCUUGAGCAUCCUAGGCAAGUGCUCUACCACAAAGCUACAUUCCCAGCCCUGAGAGCUUUGGGUCCCACAUAGAAAGUGGGAUUUCCUGGGUUGAGGUUGGAGUUUUAGGCAUUGUAACUUUAUCAAGUUCAAGCUUCCAGCAUGCAGCCAUAAAUGAGAGGAUCCCAGACAUGGGAUUAGAACAUCUGCAGAGGGUUUUGAGUGCCUUAGGAGUGCUAAGCAACCCAACCCAAGCCCAGAGAUGCAUGCCACAGGAAAUGACUGCUGAGUGAGGCCUUUCACUCAGUGAAGACUUCAGCAGUGAGCUUUGGGAAGAAGCACUGGCACUCUUUAAUAAGAGCAGAGGCAGCUUGGUAAGGCCAGAGCAGUCGAUGCUAGAAUGAAGUCUUCAGGGUCAGGGGUACUUGAUCCAGCGCAGCAGGAGUGAAGCAUCAGAUAGUGGAUGAGAGGCUGUUGCUGAAAUCUUAAGACAGUGGCUGUCAGCCAUGGCUGCACUUCAGAGUCAGCUGUAGACCUACAAGCUUCUUGUAUGCAGCCCAAUUUAAGAAAUCCAGCUUUCUGUCCACUGCCCAAGGCCAAGAAUGAUUGUCAUAGCCACUGGUGGAACAAAACAAGUCAAAGCUGGUGAAUUCCAACUGCUACCAGGUAUUGUUAUUAAGGGGAAAAAAUUACCUUUCCAGGCAUGGUGGUGAAUGCCUGUAAUCCCAGCACUUGGGUGGCAGAGCCAAGGGGAUCAGGAGUUCAGGGGCCAGCCUGGGCUGUAACAAGACUCAGUUUCAAGGGAUAAAAAAACAACUUCCUUCACCAGAUUAUAGUAGUGACUACAUCAGUAAAACAGUGUAAGAGAAUGCAGAUUCUUUGUAAAAAUUAUUUCUUUCCCUAAUAGAAUUGUAAAUAUUAAUGUGCGAAUAAAGCUGAUAUAUUUGAUAUAGUGACAGGAAUAAACUCCUAGUUUAUCAAAA
This is a messenger RNA of Nannospalax galili (Upper Galilee mountains blind mole rat), 3488 nucleotides long. It is a transcript of the gene Pcyox1, whose product is annotated as prenylcysteine oxidase 1. The record is from RefSeq and is a predicted model, not a curated record. NCBI's taxonomy places the organism in Eukaryota, Metazoa, Chordata, Mammalia, Rodentia, Spalacidae. Gene Ontology annotation, biological process: prenylcysteine catabolic process; prenylated protein catabolic process. Gene Ontology annotation, molecular function: prenylcysteine oxidase activity. The transcript has 6 exons. Bases 61 to 1578 code for a protein of 505 amino acids.